ACACAGGAAAAAAAGAAGAAGAAAGAUGAAUGUGUUGGGAGUUUUGAAAAUAAGAGUUCGUAGAGGGAUUAAUCUUGCUAUUAGGGAUUCUUUUUGUAGUGAUCCCUAUGUUGUCAUCACCAUGGGUGGUCAGAAAUCAAAGACUCGAGUUAUCAAAGAGAACUGCAAUCCUGUGUGGAAUGAGGAAUUGAGCCUUGCACUCUAUGAUCCCAACCUUCCUAUUACCUUAACAGUGUAUGAUAAAGAUACAUUCACAGCAGAUGACAAAAUGGGAAAUGCAAAUAUAGACAUAAAACCAUAUCUUGAUGCUAUAAACAUGGGAUUAGAAGGUCUCCCAGAUGGUGUGAAAGUAGAUAGGGUUCAACCAAACAGAGAAAAUUGCUUGUCUGAUGAAAGUUGCAUAUUAUGGGAAAAUGGAAAAAUGACACAAAAGAUGCUUCUUAGAUUGCAAAAUGUAGAAUGUGGUGAAAUUGAGAUUCAAAUCGAAUUGAUUAGUGCUCAUGGUAAAAGAGGCCGUCUCUACAUCUGA
Solanum verrucosum is the source of this 529-nucleotide messenger RNA. RefSeq names its product protein C2-DOMAIN ABA-RELATED 7-like. NCBI's taxonomy places the organism in Eukaryota, Viridiplantae, Streptophyta, Magnoliopsida, Solanales, Solanaceae. Bases 26 to 529 code for a protein of 167 amino acids. The record is from RefSeq and is a predicted model, not a curated record. The transcript has 3 exons.